GUGCCCGUCACCAGCCGCCCGCCGCCGACCCGCCCACCGUGCUCUCCUCAGCGAGGCCGCGGGGGGAAAAUGGCGGGGGAGGCGGCGCGGGGCUGCUGAGGAGCUUGGCUGUGGAGCCGCGGGUUCAGACCAAGGCCACCAUGGCACAUCAGGAGCAUGAGGACCCAGAGCUGGAGCCAGAGGAGAUGCAGAACGACAGCUCCUUCUUCACCGGUUUGGGCAGAGACGAAAACCCUGGCGAGGACCCCUCAAGGCCGAGGACGGAGCAGCCGGCCGCCAGCCCCCCGCUGGGCUCGGGGGCUCUGGACGGCCAGGCCUCCCGCUACUUCGCAGCGCUGGACUCCAGCGUGGGCGACCUGCGGCAGCGAGCGCAGCGCCUCAUCGACAGGGUGAACGAGAGCCGCAAGGAGGACCACACCGUGAUGAGCGGCUUCCGCGAGAGCCUGCUGCUGAAGGUGUCCGACCUGGCCGAGCAGCUGGAGGAGCAGCUCUUCCAGCUCUACAGCCUGCACAACGAGCAGAUCCAGGAGCGGCUGCACGAGCUGGCCGAGGUGAUGGAGCGCGUGCGGCAGGCCGAGGACGAGCUGCAGCAGGUCUGCCGCACCGUGGAGGCCGCCUACAAGGACCUGUGCCUGCAGCCCGAGGCGUGAGCGCGGCCCCCGAGCCCCUGGGGAGCCCCCCGAGCCCGCGGGGAGCCCCCCGAGCCCCCCACAGGCAGCCCCCAGCCCCAGCAGCAGCCCCCCCGCCAGCGGGCGUUACGGCCGUGCCGGGCCAGCUGCUCCUUCGCGAGCAGAGAAAUGAGGAAUAUCAGCCUAAAAUCGCCUUUUCCGCGGGCUGUUGGUGUUCGGAUUUUAACACAAUUAAAAUAAAAAGAACAAAAG
Cygnus olor (mute swan) is the source of this 881-nucleotide messenger RNA. It is a transcript of the gene SYCE2, whose product is annotated as synaptonemal complex central element protein 2. The record is from RefSeq and is a predicted model, not a curated record. Gene Ontology annotation, cellular component: central element. Bases 141 to 650 code for a protein of 169 amino acids. NCBI's taxonomy places the organism in Eukaryota, Metazoa, Chordata, Aves, Anseriformes, Anatidae. The transcript has 5 exons. Gene Ontology annotation, biological process: synaptonemal complex assembly.